Messenger RNA from Physeter macrocephalus (sperm whale), 2681 nucleotides. It is a transcript of the gene FGF13, whose product is annotated as fibroblast growth factor 13. The record is from RefSeq and is a predicted model, not a curated record. NCBI's taxonomy places the organism in Eukaryota, Metazoa, Chordata, Mammalia, Artiodactyla, Physeteridae. Gene Ontology annotation, cellular component: nucleus; cytoplasm. The transcript is spliced from 7 exons. Bases 823 to 1401 code for a protein of 192 amino acids. Gene Ontology annotation, molecular function: sodium channel regulator activity; growth factor activity. Gene Ontology annotation, biological process: regulation of voltage-gated sodium channel activity.
AGCCCAAACCCAUCCCCCCCUUUGCUACUUCUGAAAGGGUGGGAGGACCUUAGCCCUAAGGUUUAGAAACUGAAAUCAACCAAGAAGUGAUGCAAACGUUGAAGUCCAUCCCCACCUAAGGCUAAAUAGAACAGGUGAGUACUAGCAUCCCCUGUACCUUUCUGUUGCUUGAAAUGCUUCCACUGGUCCUGCCACCCAAGGGUAUGCCAGUCGAAGAACAAGACACUUUCUUUCCAAAUGAAAACACCUCUGUGAGGGCUGUCAUUUAUUCACAAAUUCGUGUGAAUUAGUUUAAUCAGAUUGCUUUCCCCCAUAAUGCCUGGCCAAGACCAGCCUCAUUGAGGACUAGGAGGCUGGGGAGACAUGGAAGGCAAGAGAAGGUGGGGCCUGGGGUACGGAGGGAGUUGCCACGCCUAGUAGGGGGCUCCUCCUGCAGUGGAGUUCCAGCAGCUGGACAGCAGCACUUAGGCCCUGAGUGGCUGGCAACUAGUUGGGGGAAAGGAGAGAAAGGAGAGCCGAAAUAAAUUUCACCUGCCUUGCAAUUUGGCUCCAUGUCAGCCUCACUUUGUUUAUUUCUGUGCUGUCUAGACAGGCAGAGAUUGCGUUGCUCUCAUCCCGGGGGAACCUCCUUCUCCGGUGCACUGACCAGUGCAGCCCCUGCCCGGCCAGAAGAAGCGAUGGCACAGCUGAAAGCCUCAUCAUAAGCUGCUAGUAGAUUCUCUGAAUUUUUAACAAAGGACUUCGAUAUGAAAAUGCAUUUCUUGGCAAGAAACUCAAAAUUCAGACAGCAACUGUCUGGAUAGGACCAGCUUAUAAAGAAGCAUGGCUUUGUUAAGGAAGUCGUAUUCAGAGCCUCAGCUUAAGGGUAUAGUUACCAAACUAUACAGCCGACAAGGUUACCACUUGCAGCUGCAGGCAGAUGGAACCAUUGAUGGCACGAAAGAUGAGGACAGCACUUACACUCUGUUUAACCUCAUCCCUGUGGGUCUUCGAGUGGUGGCUAUUCAAGGAGUUCAAACCAAGCUGUAUUUGGCAAUGAACAGCGAGGGAUACCUGUACACCUCGGAACAUUUCACACCUGAGUGCAAAUUCAAAGAAUCGGUGUUUGAAAAUUAUUAUGUGACAUAUUCAUCAAUGAUAUACCGUCAGCAGCAGUCAGGCCGAGGGUGGUAUCUGGGUCUGAACAAAGAAGGAGAGAUCAUGAAAGGAAACCAUGUGAAGAAGAACAAGCCUGCAGCUCACUUUCUGCCCAAACCACUGAAAGUGGCCAUGUACAAGGAGCCGUCUCUGCACGACCUCACGGAGUUCUCCCGAUCUGGAAGCGGGACCCCAACCAAGAGCAGAAGUGUCUCCGGCGUACUGAAUGGAGGCAAAUCCAUGAGCCACAAUGAAUCAACGUAGCCAGUGAGGGCAAAACAAGGGCUCUGUAACAGAACCUUACCUCCAGGUGCUGUUAAUUCUAGCAGUCCUUCACCCAAAAGUUCAGAUUUGUCCAUGACGUUUACCAAACAAACAAGGCAGAGUUCACUACUCUAAUCUGCCAUCAAACCUUCUUCUCAUCCAUACAAACGCCCCGUAAUUUAGAACGAGCUUGUGCAAAAAAAGAGUGCCAAGCAUGAUCAGUGAAUUAAAUCUGGGAGAAGGACUGCCCAAUUUUCUCAUGAUCUCACCUAUGCUUUGGGGAAGACAAACCAAAAACAUUUCACAGCACUAAUGCUGAUUAAAAAAAUUGCUCUCCAACCAAGAAAAUUGAAAAGACCACCAUUGUUCUUCAAAAACAAACAACAAAACAAAACAGAACAAAAUUAACUGCUUCAGUGUUUUGUAGGGGCGAACAAAAUUCUGUGAACCGUGUUGUUUUCUUGGCUUAAUGUUUUCUAUCUAUGCUUGAUUCGUAUGUAUUCUUUACUUUGGCAUAGCGCAACUUUAUGGUUUCUGGAAUUCAGUGGUUCUAUUGACUCUGUGUCACUUAAUCCAACUCAACCAAAUUCAGGGUUGAAGCUGAAUUGGCAUCUCAGGCUCAAGGUAACAGUGUUCUUGUGAUUUUACCAAAAUUUUUUUUUCCUUUACAUUCGUCGUAGUAUUCUGAUCGAGUUCUUGUGCUGUACUUUGUGCGUAGAAAUCGUGUUGUGUUGUCAACCCCAGUCAGUAAAGAUUACUUAAAGAAAAAAGGUUAUCCUCAAGUAUAGAUUUCUCUUAAUUCCAUUUGUGUUAUCAUGUUAAACUACUAUUGUGGCUUCUUGUGUAAAGACAGGAACCGUGGAACUGUGAUGUUGUCUUUUGUGUUGUUAAAAUAAGAAAUGUCUUAUCUGUGUAUGUAUAAGUCCUCCUGUCAUUGUAUUUGGCGCGUGAACAUUGUGUACAAGGAAAUGUUAAAAGACUGGUUACCCCUAAACAACAUAUACUUAUACCUGCUUCUGGAAAAGUGUUUAAGACUUAGCUAGGUUUCCAUUUAGAUCUUCAUAUCUGUUGCAUGGAAGAAAGUUGGAAUCUUGGCAUAGAGUUGCAUGAUAUGUAAGAUUUUGUGCAUUAAUAAUUGUUAAAAUCUGUGUUCCAAAAGUGGACAUAGCAUGUACAGGCAGUUUUCUGUCCUGUGCACAAAAAAGUUGAAAAAAAGUUGUUUAAUAUUUGUUGUUGUAUACCCAGAUACGCACCGAAUAAACUCUUUAUAUUCAUUCAAA